AUGAUGGAGUACGCGCAUUAUCAACAGCCGCCGCAAGGCCAGCAUAACCAUACACAGGCGCAUAUUCAAGGUGGAUAUCCAAACUCUGGUCAACAUCCAAAUCCUGGAGCCCCAAUUACUUCACCAUCUCAACAACAACAACAACAACAACAACCACCUGUCCAUUCACAGCAUGUUGUCCAGCAAUCUCCAAUUCUUUCUUCGCAACCGCAACAAGCAGGACCCAAUGCGGGACAUAUGCAGCACCAGAUGGGAUACCAACCAUCAUACGCAGUACCGCAGAUGAGUCUGCAAUAUGGCGGCAAUCCCAUCACUCCCCAGGCAGCAGCAGCAAUGGCAGCAACCAAUGCCGCAGCUGGUAACUAUCCGUAUAACAUGCCCGACUCAAGUUUGCCGCAGACCUCGCCAAGAAUUGGUUCUGGUAUAAACGUGAAGAAGGAGAGAGUACCUCGGUCACCCACACAAGCUAGUAUCAACAAUCAAAUUGCUCAGAAUCGACGUAUGAGUACACAACAAGUUGGUAGUCCCGCUGUUCCCAAUGCGCAACCUCUGAUGAACCAUGCGCCUCGGCCAUCGGUUUCAGGACCCUCUAUGUCGGCAGCCCCACUGCACCCUCAAUCUCCAGAACUUGUAUCGGGAGCUGUUGAGGAGUCGCCUCUGUAUGUCAAUGCAAAGCAAUUUCAUCGUAUCUUGAAGCGACGUGUUGCGAGACAAAAAUUAGAGGAGGCACUCCGAUUGACUUCGAAAGGUAGGAAGCCAUAUUUGCAUGAGAGUAGACACAAUCAUGCGAUGCGAAGACCUAGAGGUCCUGGUGGCCGAUUCUUAACAGCAGAUGAAGUUGCAGAAAUUGAGAGAACAAAAGGUGAUGGUGGAGAUGAGAACGACAAACCAUUAGUAACCCCGGUUAAGGGCAUCUCUAGUGUGGGUACUGGUUCGGGUACUAAGCGAAAGGCCGACUCCGACAAUCAUACUCCUAGCAAGAAAGCCAAAUUGGUAGCCGCGGUUAGGAGCAGUGCUGAAGACGAUGAGGAUGAGGAUGAUGCAGAAGAUGAUGGAUAA
Sclerotinia borealis F-4128 is the source of this 1059-nucleotide messenger RNA. Lineage: Eukaryota; Fungi; Ascomycota; Leotiomycetes; Helotiales; Sclerotiniaceae. The record is from the annotation of a GenBank genome assembly.